Messenger RNA from Phalacrocorax carbo (great cormorant), 2299 nucleotides. Lineage: Eukaryota; Metazoa; Chordata; Aves; Suliformes; Phalacrocoracidae. The record is from RefSeq and is a predicted model, not a curated record.
CGGCGUAGCGGCGGGACAUGGCGGAGCGCCCCGGGGGAGGCCGCUCAGCCGCCGCCCGCCCCGUCCCGUCUCCUCUCGGCGGGGGUACCCCGCUGCCCCGGUCCGCCCGCCGGGCUGCACCGGCCGGAGGGGGAAAACAUGAAUGAGGCAAAGGAGGCUCUAAGGAACAUAGAGCAGAACUACAAGCUCUUCCUGCAGCAGCAGUUUACGUUUAUCGGAGCGCUGCAACACACCCGAGAGAACGCACACGACACGAUCAGACCUGUGGCAAGCAUCAGCCAGGUACAGUCCUACAUGGAGCAUCACUGUAACAAUUCCACGGACAGGCGUAUCCUCAACAUGUUCCUAAGCAUCUGCAACGAUCUGAGCAAGCUCUGCCAGAGGCUGGAAACUCUGCAUUCUGGUAACAACGUAACCGAUGGUAUUUUGGAGAGGUGCAAGCUGCUCCUUAGCCACAGCAACAAUCUGAGCAUCAUCCGAGCUAAAUACCCCCAUGAUGUUGUGAAUCACCUGAGCUGUGAUGAAGCAAAGAAUCACUAUGGAGGUGUGGUGAGCCUCAUCCCCAUCGUUCUAGACUGCAUGAAGGAGUGGGUAACCCACACCGAGAAGCUGCCACGGCACGUGCUGUAUAACGUUAGUCGUGGAAGCGCUGCCGCUGAGAAGGGGGCACCCCAGGACGCACCAGCUAGGGCAGCCAUUUCCCAAGCACCACUUCCUGUGGACCUUGAAGCUCAGACCUCAACUAGUAACAAACGUAAUGUACAAGUGCAGGGGAGUAAGCGUGUCUGGAAGAAGAACUUAAAUGACAUAGAAAAUCACAGUGGGAAACUUAAAUGUCCCUGGAAACCCCCAGGUAGACACGCCUUCUAAAGGAUCAAAGCUCAUGCAUCUCCUGCUUACCACCUUUAAUCAGGUGGCUGAUUAAAGACAGUGAAAUGAAUACUAGAGAUCCUUCCUAUCUGAGUCCACUUUCUGAAGAGUUAGCCCUGUAAGCCAGCCUUGGGCAGACACAUACUCUCUCCCUUGCUGAUGUUUCCACUCUCCUUAAAGUCAUAUCCCAACAGAAGUAGCUGUAGCACUACAGCUGGUCCCUUUGACCCGCACUGUGGUGAGAGCAGGGAACAGCUGGGAGUAAUUGGGUGCUAAUUGCUCAGAUACGAACCUUGAACAAGCUUCUUGAAAGGGGAUUUUACACUUUCUCAGAUUUCUUUGAGGAGCACCCACUCGCUUGCCGAAGCCGGAGGUGUGAAGAACCUGUGUGUCUGAAGGACAUGAUGCAGAGCAGCAAAGGUCUCUCAUUAGGGGUUCAGAUGUGUAUUUGAGGUUUAGACUUGGCCCUGAAGUUCCCUCCCCCCCCAUAGAAAUUGCCUGGUUAUUUGGAUGAAUGAAAUCAAAAUCGACAGGACACUAAUGAUGUCUCCUUUCUGUGCCACUGGCUACAGGAAAAGUCAGUGGCCUUUGGCUGCACCGACUUGCAGGUUCUCGCACCAUCACCAGUACACCCCGCUCUGAACAUCUUCCCUUCCGCCUCUGACUCCUUUGCUGUCAGAGCUAGGGAUGUAAAGGAGGACAAACUUCAUUUUACACUUAGCUUGGCGUCCUGACAAUAUCCAAACUUGAUUAAAACACCCCUACCCUCACUGAGCUCUCCAAAACGAACAAAGUCAUUUCCAGUCAACAUGAUUUAUGGGAAUCUGGUGGGAGCAGAGCGCGUGAGGAAGCUGUGGCCAUUUUCAGAUCAUUCUUUUUCAAAUUGCAGGUUAAAAUGUCUGUGCUUUCCUUCUUCGAGAGGAGAAUCUGGCUUGCCUAGCUUUCAACGAUGUUAUGAGGCUUAGUUCAUUAAAACUACAAGGCAUUUGAAAGAGUCUCAUGCUGCUUUUAUACCAGCACUUGGCGAUUCAAGCACAGUGACUUUAUACCAGUGCUGAAAACAGCUUGCUUUCUGGCCUGCGUAGGGAGGCUCAGCAGAGGCCCAGGCUCUCCCCAUCCUCUGAGCUGAUACGUGGUUUUGGUCGUGCUUUUAUUCAAGCUCUGUUAACUACAAACUUAAGAUCUCAAUAAUAUGGUGUCUUCCCUGUAUCUGACAGCUCUUUUCCCCUUCCGCAGGCAAAUUAGCUCCUGUUCUUUGCUUCCUGCUGGAAGACACUCCUGAAUAAACAAUUUCCCCUUGCAUACCUGGCUCAGUUUGCUAAAAUUGUGAGAAAGCCUCUGUCUUAAGAUGACCAGAUUUCAGCAACAGGCAGCCAAAAACAAAGGGAGAAUUAAUGCAGAGGAGGGAGCAUAGGAAGGAAUGAUAGCU